Triticum aestivum (bread wheat) is the source of this 2236-nucleotide messenger RNA. RefSeq lists its product as uncharacterized. Lineage: Eukaryota; Viridiplantae; Streptophyta; Magnoliopsida; Poales; Poaceae. The transcript is spliced from 5 exons. The record is from RefSeq and is a predicted model, not a curated record. The coding region runs from base 23 to 643 and encodes 206 amino acids.
UCCUCUCCGCAGCCCAUGGAAGAUGCGGCGGGGGGCAGAUCCGAGCACCACCAGUCCACCACGGCGUCGCGGACGCGCCGUCCUUCCGGAUGGAGGACCUGCCUGCGUUCCAAGCAUUUUGCCAGUGAAGACACUAAAUGUGCAGGCUUUCAUAACAGAAUAUGCACAGUUGCAGAAGCUGCCAACAAGACCACAGGGAAUGUUUAUGCAUUUGAGGCAUAUGACUUGUCAAUUAACUCUCUACUCUAGCGAUCGAAAUGCCGAUAAUGGAGUUCUUCAACUGGCCCAUUGUUUGGAUGCUGCACCUGGACUGGAGACAUUGCACUUGCAUAUGUGUUAUCAUAAUUUGAAUGGUUACUGCAGUAGUGAGGUGGUGAGCAUGCGCCCACAUGGUAAUCUCAAGAUGGUCUUCAUGAGCGGGUUUCACUGUUACAAAACUCAGAUUGAGCUGGCGUGCUGUAUCUUAGGAAAUGCUUGUGUUCUUGAGCAGCUGACAAUAGAACCAAGGGUGAUCUUAGGAAACGCUCGUGUUCUUAAGCAGCUGACAAUAGAACCAAGGGUCACAGACUCAGUACAUCUGAUUGAUUGUCCCGAGUCCCGACUGGAAUACUGGCCUCAAAAGAAUUUUACAGAGGGUCUGUGAGUGGGCACAGAUCACCUCGGAGCGCUUCGGUAAGGUGAUCAUUGUCUUAGGGGCCCUCUUCACAGUGAGUAAACCAAUCCUUUUCCCAUCUAUGUUCUAGUAUUAGUAAUCUUUGGUAGUCUGCAGUCUGUUGUGUGCAGCAUUUCAGUGUAGCUAAGAGAAAUUUGUUCAUUCACGUAAUGCCUCUGCAGUGACUGUUGGUUACUAUUCAUGGUUUUGCGGCUUUGCCCCUCUUUUAGAGGAGAAAAAAAGCAAUUAAUUCAUUUGUUUCCAAUGCAUCUGCUCCUAUACCUUUCUUUCGCAUCACGCCUUGCUUUAACCUGAAAUAUCCUGGUGCGCUAUUGUUAGAGGUUCUGAAAUAUCCUGAGUCAUGCAAAUUCAAAUAAACCUGCAUCCCUAUAUGUUCAUGUACAGUUGUACAUUUGCCAACUCUUGAAAGAAGUAAAGCUGUAAUGGGAGCUCCCUGGUAACAAGACUUAUACCACAAAAUCUAUGUAUUGUUGGCUUCCAAGCCCCAUUAUUUAGUCAAACUCUGGAGGUUAACAAUCCCUUUGAAGAUCAGGGUUUUUACAUGGCAAGUUUUCCAUGAUAGAAUGCCUACAAGAGAACAAAUACUUCAUAGACAUGGGCCUACAGAUGGCAAGUGUCCCAUGUGUGAAGAAACCCAAAUAACUGAUCGUCUUUUCUUUUGCCGUCUCGUUGCUAUUGUGGCCUAAUCUUUUGUUGGGGAAUUUUGGGUUGGAAUUGGGGCCCUCUAUCAAUCCAAGAUAUGAUUACUUGGCUGAAACAUGAGGCAAACGGGAGCAUCUAUUAUAUUUGAUUUUGGGAUUACCGUGGUUUGGUGAGCUCUUUGGAACAUCCGAAAGGAUGUACAAUUGUACUUAAUCAGCGACACUUAAUAUGGAUCAGAGGGAGUAAUAAUUUUUUAGCGCCCGAGGCUAUCAAGCAUCCAACUGAGGCUAUCUUUCACAUGUCACUUUUCCUGCAGAAAUGGAGCCUUCUUUGGCACGGCAAGAAGCAGUAUUUCUUCAGCGCAAUCAUUAGCGAGUGCUGUCAAUGAUAACCUGCAGAUUAUUAGUGGGAUGCUUUGUUGCUCAGAUUCUGUAAUCACUAAUGUCUGUUUAACCUUCACCGUAUCCUGAAUUUCUGAUUCUAUGUUUGUCUGUUAGGGAGUCUUGAACUAUGUUCUCUUCACUUUGAUUGUUCAUAUGUACUAACCCCCUCCCCCUUGGUUCAUUUUCCGGGUGACAAAUGGAAUACCUUUUCAAAGUAUAUGCAUAUUGAAUCUUCGAGCCGUAGAAAACAUGUGCACAAAUUUUGUGACAUGACAUCUUACCGCUCCACUGCCCCCGCAAUUCAGUUCGACAUUGCAAUGAAUUUGUGGUCUGUUUGAGCGAGUGCCAACAAAAAUCCUGGGGUAGCCCUGCAGCAUAUUUUGCUGAUCACCAGGUUCAGUGUGUCAGAAAACACCUGAAAGAUGAGGAGGAUGAGGGCGACGAUGAUGGCCGGGCCUGGCCGCAAAUGGAUCCACGUCCCCUGAAGAGAACACGUUUGGUGGGUAGGUGGCACUGGUCGGCGGCGACGCUGGAUCCU